UGUCAAAACAAAAAUGAUCACCGAGACUACUAGUAUUUUUAAAAAUAGACUGUAAAUUUUUACCAAAAGCUGUAGCAUCAUAAUUUUCUUUAUUUUAAUGUGCUUAUUAAAGUGAUAAUGUUAUCUAAGCGUUUUUGUAGUGGAGUUCGUGGUAUAAAUAUACAUAAAUGUUUCGGCGUUGGUGCGAGACAGUUAUCCCGAUUGUAUGCUUUAGAUCAUGAGGAGAAGUUGGACGGAUGCCUCACCGCACUGCCCUCGCAGGCGAAGGUGGUGAUUUGCGGCGGCGGGGUAAUGGGGGCCGCCGUGGCUUACCACUUAGCCGAAAGAGGCUGGGGAGAUAAAACUGUGCUUAUUGAGAGAGAAUGUGUCGCGAGCGGCAGUCGCUGGCACUCUUCGGGUCUUGUCGGCAGCUUCAAGCCCUCUUUGGCUCAAGUGCGGCUCGCUCAGUCGUCCAUUAGACUACUGCAGGAACUAGAAGCGCGAGGCCGGAACACCGGGUGGAAACAAUGCGGCUCGUUGCUGCUGGCCCGCACGAGAGACCGCAUGACAGUAUACAGGAGAAUGAAGAGCCAGUCUGUUUCAUGGGGUAUACCAUGCGAGUUGGUUACACCACAACGAUGCCAGGAGAUUUGGCCGAUGCUCAAUGUCGAAGACGUACUCGGAGGCCUUUUCAUACCUGGCGACGGGGUGGGAGACCCUCAUUUAUUCUGUUUAUCACUCUUGAGGGAAGCCGUUUUAAAAGGUGUCGGGGUGAUGGAGAACUGUGCGGUGACAGCGGUGCUGUCGAAAGAUGGACGCGUGUCGGGCGUGGAGACCACGCAAGGCGCGGUGGAAUGCGACUACUUCGUCAACUGCGCAGGCUUCUUUGCCAGGCAGGCACGCCAGCUGAGCCGGCCGCAGGUUAAAGUGCCGUUACUGCCGUGCGAGCACUACUACCUGCACACUAAACCUAUCGACAACUUGGACCCUAUGACGCCAGUGGUACGCGACCCGGACGGUUACAUCUACUUGCGCGAGCGCGACGGCUGCAUACUGGCAGGCGGAUUCGAGCCGCUGGCCAAGCCCGUGCAUGACGAGCACAUAAAGAGCGUAUCGGACCGAUGCGUGCCUGAGGACUGGGAUCAGUUCCACGUGCUGCUGCAGCAGCUGCUAACGCGCGUGCCGGCGCUGGCGCAGGCCGCACUGCACCGCCUCUGCAACGGGCUGGAGGCUUUCUCCCCCGACUGCAAGUGGAUCGUCGGCGAGGCGCCCGAGAUGUUGAACUACCACGUGGCGGCGGGCAUGAAAACGGUUGGCAUCAGCGCGGCGGGCGGCGUCGCGGAGGCCACCGCGGACGAAAUGCUGGCCGGACAGUCCCCACGCGACUACUACGAGCUACAACUCAACCGCUUUCUAGCGCUGCACAACAACAAGCGCUUCCUGAGGGACCGCGUGCGAGAGGUGCCCGGUGUGCACUACGGUAUGCCGUAUCCGUUCCACGAGUUCUCGACAGGGCGCAACUUGCGCCUGUCACCGCUUUACCCCACGUUGCGCGACAACGGCGCCGUGUUCGGACAGGUCAUGGGCUACGAGCGACCCACCUGGUUCGAACCCGUCGACAAGAGUACGGUGGCGUCUCAGUCGCCACGCCCGUUCAAGAUCGCGUCGACGAAGACGUUCGGCAAGCCGCACUGGUUCGAGACCGUGCAGCGCGAGUACUGGGCCUGCCGCGAGGCUGUCGGCAUCGCGGACUACUCCUCCUUCACCAAGAUAGAUCUGCAGUCCCCGGGCGGCGAGGUCGUGGAUUUCCUUCAAUACGUGUGCUCGAACGACGUGGACGUGCCAGUGGGCAGCAUCAUCCACACCGGCAUGCAGAACCAGCGCGGCGGCUACGAGAACGACUGCAGUCUUGCCAGACUCGCGCACAACCAUUACAUGAUGAUAGCGCCGACGAUCCAGCAGACGCGCUGCAAAGUGUGGCUUUCGCGCCAUCUAGCGACGUGGGGAAUCAGUAACGGGGGCAGGGGCAACGGGGGUGUGACGUUAUCUGACGUGACGGCGCUGUACACUGCGGUGUGCGUUAUGGGCCCGUUCACGAGGUCGCUACUGGCCGAGCUGACGGACACCGAUCUGGCUCCGAGCAACUUCCCCUUCUUCACGUGCAAGGAGAUUGACGUCGGGCUCGCCAACGGAGUGCGCGCCAUGAACCUCACGCACACCGGCGAGCUGGGAUACGUGCUAUACAUACCCAACGAGUUCGCUCUGCACGUGUACCAGCGCCUGAUGGCGGCAGGAGAAAAGUACGGCAUCAGCCACGUGGGGUACUACGCGUCGCGCGCUCUGCGAGUGGAGAAGUUCUUUGCCUUUUGGGGGCAGGACCUGGACACCAUGACCACACCGCUCGAGUGCGGACGUACCUGGCGCGUCAAGUUCCACAAAAACAUCCCAUUCAUCGGUCGCGAGGCGUUGCUUCGUCAGCGCGAAGAGGGCAUCCGUCGUCAAUACGUGCAGUUGUUGCUGACCGACCACGACCAUGAGAUGGAUUUGUGGUCGUGGGGUAACGAGCCCAUCUACCGCGACGGAGACUACUGUGGCCAGACCACUACCACCAGCUACGGGUACACCUUUAAGAAGCAGGUGUGUCUCGGGUUUGUUCAGAAUUUGGAUAAGAACGGCAUAGCUCAACCCAUCACCAACGAGUAUGUGCUCAGUGGACACUAUGAGAUAGACAUUGCUGGCAUCAGGUAUGCAGCAAAAGUGAAUUUGCACUCGCCGAACUUGCCGACCAAGUACCCAGAUAAGGAGCGCGACGUGUACCAGGCCACCAGGAAGUUGCACGACCCAAACCAGUUCCUCGGGAGGCACUACCAACCCUGAUAGCUCACCAUCAUAGUAUCAUAGUCCCAAAAAUAAUAUGUGACAAUUUCAUUUGCAAAUUUAUUGCAUUUAAAAUAAUAAUAUUCAAAAAUAAUAUUUACAAAUACAAAUUCUUAUAGGUACUACAACAAUGUGAUCUUAAUCAAUAAAAACUAUGCUGGUAAAGCUGUAAACAACUUGUUAUUAAAGUUAAGUACUAUAAUAACCACUGUUCAAAAAACUAAUUAGUUUGUGCCAACGAAUUACAUGAUUAUAUGAGUGAUAAUUUUACCAAAUUACGCAAGUUUGUAAUAAUUAGUAGUAUGUUUUCAUAAUUUUAACAACCAGUACUCUACUCACCACUACAUAAAAAAAAAACAAAUUAUAUAUAUAACAAUUUAAAUGGUGUAAAUUUAGUUUCCUUUUAUAAACUCAAUUUAUAAGUAUUACUUGUACAGUUGUAAAUUAUUAAUAAAUUAAGGAUAACGAAAUUAAUUUUGUUUAAUUUUUUUAUUAUCUUAUGGUGUCUGCCAUUUCAUCUGUAUAUAAUAAUUUGGUUUCCCAUAUAUACGUUGUCCUUUAAAUUAAGUUUUAAGUCAGUUAUACAAAAGUCAGUUACAGACUCCAAAUUUUAGUUAAGUGCGAUGCAAAUGAACUACUGGCAUGGUGCAAGUUAUUUUGAGAUAGUACAGCAGUGACGUCACAACUACUGACUUUGUAAACAGUGAGCCAGCUCUUGGACACCAGUAAAGACAAAUUUGUAGUCAGUAACUGACCUGGAGUAUAUCUGCUUUAUUUAGUGACAAAUGAAAGCCCUUCUCCAAGACUUCUAUCUCAAUACUAAAGUUUAACAAGAUUUGUUAAACAGUUAAGGUGUAAAUGUUUGAAAAACAGACAUUACUUUCUAUUUAAAACAAUAAUUAUCGUAAAAAAAUCUGAUGUAGCUGAUGCCGAUACACUAUGUUUAAUUAAGGUUUGAUACUGAAUUAUUUUAUUUUAUUAUUUUUAAGGUUUACAAAGUAGUAGAUUCCUCAUUAUGUGAAUGACAACUAUGUUACCACUAGUGAGCAUAUGAUACUUCUGGUCUUCCCAUUGCAUCAUUGAUGUUUGAUAAUUUACUGCAGGAGACACAGCUUGCAUUUAAUUUAAAUUUAUCAACUCCAAAAAACAGGAGUUUUACUGCAAGGAUAACUCAAUUUCAACUGAAGAGGCAAAAGGUGGAAAUAAAAAGAAAUUAAAUAUUUUUUUUUUUAAAUACCUUCUAUCUAUUUCAUGUAUAAACUAAUGUUCUCACAAUGAACAUUCACUUCCCAAAAAAAUAUUUGUUCUAGCUGAUUCAAGCUAUCAGUCAAACACACAGCCUUGUGCUGUAGAUGAUAUUAAAACCAACAAAGCCCUGUCUGUCUGCCCAUGUGAGGAUGGCCUCAUACACAACCCUUUUGUCUAAUUGGCUUGUUCAACUAGUACUAUAUUUACAUUAUUGCAUUACAAUAACAAAUUACAGAGUCAUUCAUAUUUGAUAUAACCUAUUUAUUUACAGUUUCCUUUGUUAAAAUCUAAUUAUUUCUCCAUAUCAGGGAAAAUACUGAAAAUGUCAAAAGUGUGGCUUUGCGAAACCUGUGGUUUUCGUAGUUUUUCCUUUAUGAGAUCACAAGGUGAUUUUGAGCUAAAAUCAAAACGCACAAUGUUAGAGGGUAUCUUAUCCAUCAAGUAUGGUGCUGCUACUGGCUUAAGUCUAGAACUCAGAACUUUACCAAAUGGAGAGCAUUUUCCUCUCCGAAAUUUUUGCUUUAAGAUAUAUAACAUAUCAGUUUUACAAGGGAGCAAAGGUUCAGGAGUUAACACAUUUUCUGGUUCUCCAUCACAAUCAAUAAACUUUGGCUCAAAAAGGGAUUCAAAUGAACUACUACUACUGAGUUGCUCAUCUUUAUGUGUCACUGGACUGGGGCUCUUAAAAUUCAUUGAUUCUUGCACUGCUUUCACCAAGUCAAUGACGCAGUCAUCUUCAUUUUCAUCCUUUAGUCUUUUUGCAUCCUCUGCAAGUUUCUGUCUCUGUAAGGCUAAUUGAGCUAGUUCUUCCUCCUGUUUCUUUUUUCUUUCUUUAGCUAUCAACAUGUUGUUUACUUGUUGUGCCAGCACUUCUUGUAUAGGGCUGUCGGUUAAACUUAAUGUAGGAAACGGUAAUCGCUGGCCUGGAGACAUAGAAAGGCGUGUUUCUGAUACAGUUUCAUUUGGCCCACCAGUCAAAGUGGGCAGGUUUAGCCUCGGAAAUCGAUUAUCAACUGUGUUGCUUGUCUGUAGUGUGGUCUUUGAAAGGUGAUUGUCUACUAAUGCCAUUAGGGACGUGAAGGAAUCAGAGUCCGUCAUCUUUCCGAGUUGGACCCAACUAUUUUGUAUAAUAACACAAUUGCGUAAGUUAAUAGAAUAGCUUUAUGUACUCCGUAGCAUUAGAAAAGGUAGUAUGAAAUUGUACUUUCUUUUUCUUCUUAAAUAAAAGGUUUGAAUACGUUUAUCACAAUUCCGCCAAUGUCACGUAGAUUGGUCUGAACUAAGAAAUUGUACUUUGAAUUUUCACUUUAGUUACAAACAAACAAAGAAGAAAGAGGUCAGUACCACAG
Messenger RNA from Chilo suppressalis (striped riceborer), 5453 nucleotides. Lineage: Eukaryota; Metazoa; Arthropoda; Insecta; Lepidoptera; Crambidae. The record is from the annotation of a GenBank genome assembly.